Molecule: messenger RNA, 4827 nt
Organism: Drosophila mojavensis
Lineage: Eukaryota; Metazoa; Arthropoda; Insecta; Diptera; Drosophilidae
Product: macoilin-1
Exons: 10
Coding region: 661-3750 (1029 amino acids)
Biological process (GO): neuronal signal transduction; chemotaxis
Cellular component (GO): rough endoplasmic reticulum membrane; nuclear membrane
Molecular function (GO): microtubule binding
Source: RefSeq, a predicted model, not a curated record
UAAAAAGUCUUUGCAGCUAUAUGUGUGUGUGCGCGUCAUUUUAGAGCGUGAAUUUUCGAUUCGGUAAAAAAAAAACGUAAAAAAGCUAAUCAAUAAUAUUUAUGAAUGUUUUAAAAAUUGAUGAAUUUAAAAAAGCACUAAAAAUAUAUGCUCAAAUUCGGUAAUUAAUUGUUUUAAGCUCCAAGCAACGCCGAACGACGUGCGAAAGAAAAAUUUUGGUUUCUCUGUGCCAAAGAAUUUACACACAUGAGUGUAUACGCAUACACACACACUUAAGAACUGAAAGCCGGCUCAGCGGGAGGUAAAUUUUGCGUACGCGUGAAAUGUGAGGAAAUGCCGCGCCGGCAGCUGCCAUAUCGAUGUCGACAACUUCAACGCCAACAGCAGCAGAAGCAGAAGCAACCAAUACUACAAGCAACAAAAAGUAUCGCAACCCCCAGCAGCAUAAUUAAAUAAUUGCCAACAGAUCGAUCUCCAUCUGAUAAAUUAAGUGUAAAGUGAAAGAGCGAUUGAGUGAAGUGCGCCCGAACAAUUAAAUAAUAACAUUGGCAGGCAAAUUCAUAAAAAGAAGAAAGAAAGAAUACGAAACACAAUUAAACAAGUUCUUUAAUCGAAAUAUUGCAACCAACCGAAUAAGGCGAUUUUCAACGUGCAGUAAAAAUGAAGCGGCGCAAUGCAGAUUGUGGCAAAUUACGUCGCCCAAUGAAGCGGAACAAAAUCACAGAGGGCAUGUAUGGCAGCACAACUGUUCUAUACAUGAAAUUUCUAAUACUUUGGGCCAUUGUGAUGGUGGCCGACUUCAUGUUUAUGUUCCGAUUUGAAUUCCUCUGGCCAUUCUGGCUGCUGCUGCGCUCCGUGCAUGACUCCUUUAAGUACAAGGGCUUGGCAUUUUCUGUGCUAUUCGUGUGCAUUGCAAUAACAUCGGAUCUGGUGUGCUUGUUCUUCAUACCCGUACAUUGGCUGCUCUUUGCGGCCAGCACGUACGUCUGGGUGCAGUACGUCUGGCAUACAGAUAAGGGCAUCUGUUUGCCAACUAUUAUAUUGUGGAUGUUGUUUGUCUACCUGGAGGUGGGCAUACGAUGGAAAGACAGUCGUCAUAUGCCACAUUUGGACCUAUGCCGGCCGUUCGCCGCGCACUGCAUUGGCUAUCCAGUGGUUACGCUUGGCUUUGGCUUCAAAAGCUACGUGGGCUAUCGUAUGCGGCAGCGGAAGCAGCGUGAGGUUGCUAAAGAGAAUGAGUUCUAUAUGCAGCUGUUGCAGCAGGCACUGCCCGCCGAGGAGGCUACCGAUGAGGCACAAAUAGCGGGCGCGACAGCGGUAACUGUUGCCUCCAAUGGAGCUGUGGUUGUACCCAAUGGCACGGGCGGUGCGCCGGCAGCGCUCACCACAUCGGCCUCGACCCAGGCCAAUGGUGUUUUGGUAACUGCAACGCAAGCACAAAAUCAUCACGAGCAUCAUCACAGCGCUGGCAGUGGUGGCGGUGGCGGCGGCGGUGGAAGUGGCAGUGGCAGCGGCUCCGGCAGCAAUGCUAGCAAUAGCAAUCAUCAUCAUCAUCACCAUCACAACAACAAUAAUAAUAAUAACAACAACAGUAGCAGCAGCAGCAGCAACAAUCAUCACACCAAGGAUAACACAACUAGCGAGAGCAGCACAGCGAGUGGGGCAACGGCAUCGGCAGGAGCCGCUGCUGCUGGAGCCGCAACAUCGUCCGCAUCUUCGUCAGCGUCCACAAACACAUCAGCCUCUGCGACAGCCAGGCAAUCAAAUUCAGCAGCAUUAGCAGGAACAACAACAACAGCAACCGCAAAUGGUCAUGUUGGCGGUGGCUCACGCAAUCAUCGGCGUAGUAUGGACAAGGACAAGCAUCGCAACAAGAGCGAUGCAGGCGACAAUGAGCACAACAAUGGCACGCGGCAUGGCGGCAAAAAUAGCAGCAGCAACAGCUAUCAGCAAGUUGAUGGCAAUGCAACUACAACAAGUAAUAACAGUAAGGAGAAGUCAGACUGGGAUAGUGGCAAUAGCAACUAUCAACAACAACAACAACAACCGCAGCAACAGCAGCAGCAGCAGCAACAACAACAACAGCAACAGGGGGCAAAGGACAAACAGGGUGCAUUGAACAAAAAGAAAACGCUUAAUUCGAAGCAAAUUGAUAUCGCCCCCUUGCUUGCAGACAAAAAGACGCACAAUGCUGUCAGCAAUGGCAAUGUCCUGCAGUUCGAAACAGAUGAGGCACCGAUCGUGGAAUCAGUGCCUCAAGUGGAGAAGGCGCCUAAAGGCCGUCGAAAUCGUGGUAAGAAGGAUAAUUCAGCCAAAGACAAUCAUAGCCAGCAGCUGGCGCAACAAAAGGAGGCAGCAGCAACUGCUGCACCUGCUGCCGCGGCAACUGCUGCCAGCAACAGUAACAGCAACAACAGUAACAACAACAACAACAAUAACAAUGAUGCCAGCUCCGUUUCGUCGUCGACCAGCUCGUCGUCGAGCAAUGCCGCCGCUGCCGCCAUCUCGCACAUUGCCAGCAAAGUUGUAUCGAAGAUAUGCGAAACAUGUAUUAAGCUGGAGGCAGAUGUUAAGAAAUAUCGUGCCGAAAUUAGCCACAUGAAGCAAAUCGAGAACGAGCUGCGCCAGAAGCUGGACGUCAAUCUGACCAGCAAAUCCAGUUUGCAGGCCAAGCAGAAGGAGUGCGACGAGCUGGAGAAGCGCAUACAGGAGCUGACCAAUGCACGCCAUGCCGACAUGCUCAGUUUGCAGGCUGUGGAACGUCGCCUGAACGAGGAGCGUCGCCAAAAGCAAUCUCUUGACGCCCAGCUGGCCAAUGAGAAAAAGGCACGCAAAGCUGCCGAGGAGAAGGCGGCUCGGCCAGAGUGCAGCGCCCAGUGCAAGCAGCGUCGCCAGCAAAUGGAGGAAGAGUUGAAACGCGUGCGCAACGAGCUCAAGCAGACCGAAGGCGCCAUGCAGGUAGCCGUGGAUCAUGGCCGCAAAUUCGAGCAGGAGUAUCACAUGUUGGAACUGAAGGUGCAAAAUCGCGAGUCCACGCAAGCGGAUGCUGAGAUGCUGAUGAAUGCACUGGCUACCAUGCAGGAGAAGAACACAACGCUGGAGAAGAAUCUAUCCGCAGAGACGAGAGUUAAGCUGGACUUGUUCUCGGCUCUGGGCGUGGCAAAGCGACGGCUAGAAAUAGCUGACAGUCAACGUCGGUCCAAGGAGGAUGAGGUCAUUGAUCUCAAGGCCAAGAUAGCCCAGCUGCUGGCUGUAAUGCCGGACACGCUGUGCCUAAACACGGGGCCGCAUGGUAGCGGAAGCAUGCUGCGCAUGAACGAUACACCUCCGCUACAAUCGGGCGGACCGGGCCCGUCCUCGCCCAUGCUCAGCCUGGGCGUCGCGCAAGAUUAUCAACAGCAUCAGCAUCAGCAACAUCAACAGCACCAGCAGCAUCAGCAGCUACAGCAGCAGCACCAACAACACCAGCAACAGCAGCAUCAACAGCACCAGCAGCACCAACAGCAGCAGCAUCAACUCCAGCAACAGCAACAGGUUGUGCCCGUCUCACAGCAGCAGCAGCAACAGCAAAUGGUUCCCGUCAGUGUGGCUGCAGCGCUGCAUGUGGUGGCCGGCAAUGUGGUCAACGGUGGUGGUGGCGGCGGUGGUCUCUCGACGCUGGAUCCAAAUGCCAGCGUCUAUACGCCCAAAACCGGUAACAUGAUGGUGGUGCCGCCGGUGAAUAUGAAUCCCAAUGGUGCGGAUGCCUGACGCCAGCAGCAUCAACAGCACCAGCAGCACUCAUCGACGUUAUCGUCGGUGAGUGCAUCAUCCUCGCAUCAGCUACUGAGACGACAAGUAUGAGAUUAUUAUAAUUUAUAUGAAACGUAACUGCAAACAGCAUCAACAUCAGCAUCUGCAUCAGCAUCAGCAACGGCAUACGAUAGAUUUGGACUAGAGUAGUCGAUAGAUGACAAACGGCAAGUGGCAAAUGGUAGGCAGUUUGCAUAUGAUAUAAUGAAUGUCCGUACUCUAAGCAUAAGCAGUUUCCUUUAACGAACCCCCCACACAACUACAACAGUAUCACAACUCAAUGUACACCCCAUUAUCAAUUAUCAAUUAUCAAUUUCCAUAACUCAGAAUUGUAGCCAAGAUACAUUUCGCAACGGCAGCUAGUUGAUUGUUUUCUAAAUUCCAUGAAUAUUACCCAAUUAUAUAUGCUUUUAUUUUUUGACCCAUCUCAAAUUGACCUCAAAUGUCAUACAACUUAAUUAAACUAGAAUCCAAAUAUUUUUGGGAUAUAUUUAAAACGAAAUGAAAUGGAAAUUGUAUUCCUAAUGUUCGCAACCAGUUCCAGUUGUCAACUACCUUAUUUAAUCCACCCAAACUUCGCUCAUGGAAAAACAUUAACACAACACUCAUUCACUCAUACUCAUUCAUUCAUUUACACUCAUUUGGCAGACUCGUUGCGCGAGUUCUUGAUUGAUUUAAACACAUUUAAGAAAUAAGAUGAGUAAACGCAAAAGAUAAAGAAACACUAAAAAUGAAAAUAUUAAUUUGUAAUUGAAAAUGCGAACGAAUAGAUAGAAAUGAAGAAAAGAAAGAUCUGUUUACUACUUACUUUACGAAACGCUGUGAGAGUUUGACCAACUUUUAGUGAUGGCUUUUGGAAUUUGGCGUGAAUUAUGCUUUUUAGCCAAAUUGUAUGCCCUCUUUCAAUGGAAUUUUUGAAGUCUGCGCCCUUGAUUUAUUAUCUCAUUAAAUUAUUUUUGUUAUAAACUUUAAUUGUACGCCUAUUAUGUAGAAUUUAACUAUUUUGAAAAACAAAACAAACAAAAUACCAACAAA